Messenger RNA from Didymodactylos carnosus, 1188 nucleotides. Lineage: Eukaryota; Metazoa; Rotifera; Eurotatoria; Philodinida; Philodinidae. The record is from the annotation of a GenBank genome assembly.
AUGUACCCUGCUGGCAUCCAGUGUCGCCGAAUAUGUCUUCCAAUCAAUGUCUGGCAAGCGCUACAAAUUGUUUUUUUAAUAUUGACAACAGCAACUCUUGCUGCUACUAUUGCCACAACUAUUUGCUAUAGAUUCAAACGUAAUGCUCGAUUCUAUCUGGCCUUAUUAGCAUCGUUCAUUGCAUUACCUGCAGUUUGUAUUGGUCUCUCAAGUUUGUUUGUAUUUGGUUUUUCUGUAUAUAAUGUUCGAUUUUACCAAAAUGCUGAUCCAAAGCUUGACUGGUGUUUUUAUUUGAAUAUUGUCGCCGUUAUUCUAGCACUAAUUGGUUUCAUAUUAUUAUCCAUCUAUGAUUGUCUAGUAAAAAAACCUGUCAGAAAUGACAAUGAUACGGUAUUAAAUACACUUGAACACAUAGAUAAUUUUCAAUCGCCUAUAGGUCCUUUUUCCUAUCAAAUUGUGACACAAUCCAAAAAGAAAACAAGAGGAUUUAACGAUAAAAGAACAAAAUCAUAUAUUGUACGUCCAAUUCAACAACAUCUUCCUAUUUUAACACCAUAUUCAUCAACAGUAGCAGCAACAACAAACGAUAUUAAUCGUUCAACCUAUAUUACAAAUCAUCAACCAUUAUUAACACCGUAUACCUCAAAUAGUACAAGUGCAACUCAUAUUCAACAAUAUCAGUCACAAAUUCCUCAGGAUUAUUCUUAUCAACAAAAUACCCAUCGUUUAUUACCAUCUCAAUCGACGACACAAAUUAACCAAAUACACCCUAGACAACCACAACAAUUACAAUUACAAACACAAACAUUUGAACCUAGAUUAUCUGCUCGUCAAUCACCAUCAUAUCGACCAUCCUAUUGGCAUAAUACAAAACGAUCGAAUACAUCAAACGGUUAUCUAUCAGAACCUGAUUACGUUUCACGUGGUAUUAUGUAUUCACCAGGAAUAACGAUACAAAAUACACCAUUCCAAAAUCGAUAUAAUGGCAUUGUUGAACAACAAUUUUUAACACGUGGAAGCAGUGGUGCACCACCAAUACAUCGUGAACCACGUGUAAUGCAUUAUUAUACGGGUUUUGAUUAUUUCGCAGCCCUUGAUCCAACAGAUGAACGAGAACUAAAUGCGAGACGUUUAACAGUUAAUCCGUCGUAUAUUCAACAACAAGAGGAUUAUAUUGGAACAAUGUAG